AUGAAGUCUGGUUUACGUCCACCUUCUGUCAAAUCGACAUCAUACAUUGGUGGUAAUGCAUUAAACACUGUAGACAAUUCAAGUGUCAAUAAUAACAGUAAUAACAAUUUUGAUCCAAAAUAUAUUAGUGAACUCUUAAAAAAGGGUGCUGAAACUGUGGUCUCAGAUUUAAUGAAAUCCUCUGAAUCCAAUGAGAAAACUGAUCCCACAAAUCAAGAAUUAAAACUGAAUUCUCAGUCAGUCAGCAGCGCUGGUAUUAGCAGUAAUAGUAGCAAUAAUAGUAACACUUCAAGUUUAGAACUUUUACCUGAAUUCAUUGAAUUAGACCAAAUCGGAUCAAAUACCUCAUCACAAAAUAAUAUUAAUAAUAAUAAUGAAAAUGAAACUAAGAAGACAAAUGACAUUGCUGUGAACAAGUCGGUUGAAUCUGGUAUUGUCUUACCCACAUCCAUUGGAGUUAUUGGCAAACGAUCAUUCAUCACUCCGCCAAAUACGUCAUUAUCUAAUAAUAUUCGGCCGGUAAAUUAUACCAUCUCAUCAUCAUCAUCAUCAUUGAAUAAACCCGAUCAGUCAUUAAAAGUUAAUAAAAACGCAACUGCUGCUGCUACUACAACAAAUACUACUAAUAUCAAGAAUAGUAGUAGCCAGAAUAAUAUCAAUAAUAGUGGGAUUGUCAGGAAUAGUAUACCGACUUUAUCAAAUGCCUCGUCAACUAAAAGCAUCAACAGUACUCGAGGUGGUAGUGGUGGUUCCGGUAGUCAUGGUGAUAAAAGCAAAAAUCAUCAGCCAAUAACACCUGUGAGUAAUAUCAACACCACUAGCGGUACAAAUACAACGUAUAAGUAUAAGAAGAGUGUUAUCCAUCCUGUAACUUCAGUGGCCAGUACAUAUAAGACAAGUAGUCAAACGAAUAAUGCUACUACUACUAUUAAUAAUAAUAAUACUAGCAAUAAGACCUCCACUAGACGUGUAAAACAACAAAGUCAACAACAAUAUAACCAACCAAAACAAUAUCAACACCAACGUACAGCUAUGACAGAGCCGCCCUCAGUACAAAAUUGUUCAUUGGCUACAAGUCGGACAGUAUCUGCUGCUAGUUCAAUAUCAAAUUUAAAGUCUAUAAAUCAUCCUUCUAAUGAUAAUAAUAAUAAUAAUAGUAAUACUAAUAAAGUAAAAAGUCAAAAACAAGUGUCUGUUGAAUCCGUCUACGCUGCACUUGUUAAACAAGAUAAAUUAUUAACAAAUCAUCGUUAUCAUUCUAAAAGUACAACGAUAACACCAUCGCUGACAACGACAACUACCUCUUCUACAAAUACACAUGCUAAUGUCAAUAGUAAAUUAAUUUUGAAGAAUACAUCGAAUGGCAUCUACGCCAAAAGCACAGCAACAACAACUGCUACUACUAGUAAUCGUUCAUUAAGUGGAACAUCCCGUUCAAAUCCUUCCACUGGACGUAUUACUUCAGCAGUGACUUCAGCUAGUGGUAAACGCACACCUUCCUUGCGUGGAUCGAAUGACUCUAUACCAACUGUUGUUGGAGUAGCAGGAGGAGGAGGAGGUGGAGACACAAAGUUGUCGGUUAGUCGGAUACCAUCGGUAACAGAAUUACCUGGACCAUCCAUUGCCGCAACUAUGACAACAGCAACAACAACCACUACGUCAGAUAUUCCAAAGCCUAUUCGUGGUGGACGAAAAUCACUCACAGGUCGAAAAAUCAAUCCAGCAAAUACAACAACUAGUGCAAUGCCUGUUCCUGUGAAACCAAUAUCAGCUGUUCGACCAACUCCACAUUCCUUAUCUAAUCUUCCCAAUAACAAUAAUGAUUCAAAUGUUGCACCUGUGAAAGACGACGUUGAUAAACAAAAAUCAACUGAUAAACCUAUUCAACCUAUUAACGAGAAAAAUGAAUCCAACAAGAAUAGCACUAUUGAAUCAGAUACAUUAAAUAAUCGAAAAUGUCUCAAUGAGGAUAAUAAUUUAUCUUCUGAGAAAACUCCUGCCUCUGCUGGUGUACAAAUUGGUUCUGCAUUAUGGGAAUUAUUUUGUCAUGAGCAUAAUUUAACAGCUAGUGGUAAACUUGUCAGUGAUGAAUUGAAAAAUGAAUUCAAUCAACUGGAUAAUAUUGAAUGUUUAUUCUAUGAAGGAAAGUAUUCCUACACACCAAGAGCUUUAAUGAUCGACUUGGAACCAAGUGUCAUUGAUGAAAUACGCUGUGGAGUUUAUCGACAACUUUGGAGAUCCGAUUGUCUAAUCAGUGGUAAAGAAGAUGCGGCGAAUAAUUACGGUCGUGGGAAUCGUACAGUCGGACUGCAUAAACUGAAUGAUACCAGUGAAGCGAUUAGAAAGUUACUUGAACAGACAGAUAGCCUACUAGCUUUCGGUAUGAUCAAUUCACAUUCCGGUGGUACAGGAUCUGGGAUGACCAGUCUCAUUCUAGAUCAUAUCCAGGAUGAAUAUUCUAAAAUAUUCAAAUUCAAUACAGCAAUAUUUCCGUCUUCACUAUAUUCACAGUCCACUGUGGAUCCGUACAAUUCCCUGCUGUAUACACAUUCCACGACGGACACGUUGGAUUGUAGUGUUUUAUUAGAUAAUUAUACCUUAUAUGAAAGAUGUACAGAAAAUUUAAAUAAAAUAAUAAAACCGCGCUUUACAGAAAUUAAUCAAUUAUUAGCUCAAAUGAUUAGUUCAGUAUUUCUGUCGCAUAGAUUCAUUUAUUAUGGUGUACUACGCACAGAUGUUACUGAAUUACUGACAAAUUUAAUACCUUAUCCAAGAAUACACUAUCCAUCACUCUUUUAUACAUCACAAUCAACUUGCUAUUAUUAUCAAAAAGACUUUGAUAUAUACGAAUUAACUAAAUCACUGUUUCAAUCAAACUCUAAGACUAUUGACUAUUCUUGUUUUAAUUAUCCAUUUAUAUCAUGUGCCAUGUUGUAUCGCGGGAUAAGCAAUUCAAAACCAAUUUAUGAUACAAUUAAAUUAAUUCGAACAAAAAACCAACAUGAUAAAAAUAUCCAAUUUGUUGACUGGUGCCCAAAAAACUUUAAAAUUGGUAUUAAUAAUUAUCUACCGAUAAAGGCAGCGACAACAGUAAGCUGUGAUUCAUUAUCCACAUCAUCCCACUCCAAAUCCGUGUGUAUGUUAGCUAGUAAUCUUGGUAUAUAUGAAAUAUUUCAAAGAAAUCAAGCAAAUUUUAAUAAAUUAUAUCAACGUAAAUGUUUUCUGCAUUGGUUUAUUAGUGAAGGUAUUGAAGAGAAUGAAUUCAUUGAAGCACGUGAUAGCAUUGAUAAUUUACAACAAGAUUAUAUUGAUUUGUUAUCAAACAAUUGGAAUAUUGAACAGUUGUUUAAAACAGACAGUAUUGGCGGUAGUGUUGAAGUGAAAAAUACUGCCGAUGUAGACAAGUCUAAUGAGAAAAAAGCUAAAAUAACAAUUAUUGAUGGACAAAAACAAAAUAUUAUCAAACCAGUCGUUGAUUAUGUCAAAGAACAGUCGAAAAUCAUGCAUGAUCAGACAGAAAAUAUGUUCAGUCGGGAUCAUCAUCGAACAACAGUUUGGAAUAGUGGUGAUACAUUAAUGCAGCAUUAUAAUGAUGAAAGAGUUUUACAGCCAAAGAAUUAUUGUUCAGGUGAUAUGGAACCAGCAGAGUUGACUAAUCGGAUACAUUUUGAUAAACAUGCCUCGAAUGAAGAUACUGAUUACCAUUCAUGUAAAGACAUGAAACCAUAUUCUGUAUCGGGUAUGGGUGAUGAAUGUAAAAAGAUAGUACCAACUGAUAAGUAUACAGUCAACUUAUUGAUUAAUAAUAUUGAUUCAAACUUGAAUAAAAGUAACGAAUCAAUAGUAUGUUUAGGAGGUAGAAGUAGUAGCGGAAGUACUAGUAGUAGUAGUUCUCCAUUGAUGAAAAGUCAAAAUGAAGAAUUGGCUUGUUUAAGUGAGAAUUUUGUGCAAACUUUCCAUCCUUAUCAACAAAAUGAUAAUGAUGAGGGCGGCAGUGUUCAAAUUUCCGGUAAACAACAGUAUCAUGAAUUAGGUCAGCGAUCAGAGCAGAAAUAUUACUGUGACUUCAGUGGCGAUCAUGCCCAAAAUCCCCAUCAUCGCCAUCAUCACCACCAUGAACGUAGGAAACACCGCCAAUGUGGUCAUCUUUAUCGUUGUGAACACUCCUGUCAUCUGAAUUUCUCACAUUCCCAUGGUAACAAUCAUAAGCACCGUCAACACAAGCAUCAUCACAACUGCCGACAGCAUCACAUUCCACGAGACAAGCAUAUUAGUAGUAACCCUGAAAACCAAAUAUACUCAGAUCUGUCACAGAAUUCAUCAACUAACUCACAAAAGACAGUCUCAUCGUCUAUUACAUCUUCCUGCAAGUGUAAACAUAAGCGAAACGCUCAUAAAUGUAGUAGUAAUAAUAGUAAAGACAGAGCAAAUAAUCCUCAAGCUACAUCUGUCGCAGAUGUUGUCGAAAAUACUAAAUAUACACCACUUGAAGUAAGGCAUAUCAAGAGUAGUCGUAAAGCAGUCAGUGAAACAAUCUGUUCAACUUUAUUAUUAACACAAUCAUCAACAAAUAUAGCGUCAAAACAAGUGGAUAAAUCAUUGAACACCUUGAAAGAUGUUGAAUCAAGACUAGAUUUACUGAAAACGAACAAUAUUAUUAUUGAUUAUAAUAAUGGAAGUACUUUCAGUGGUAGUCAUAACAACCAGGUGUUUUUUACUUCAGGAAGUACAAGUCAUACAACUGCAGAAGCUGCGACAAUGACAGUGACAGGUGUGACAACAGUAACUAGUAGUAACCAGAAUAUAUGUGAUAGUCAGGGGAAUUCUACACAGUCAUACUGUCGCCGACAUCGUCAAAACUGUCAUGGUAACCAUCAUCGUCGAUGUAAGCAUCAAUGUAAUCCUUGUAAAUAUUGCAGUGGUAGUAUUAGUCGACAGGUUACCACUAAUAGUGAAGCAGACAAUCAGAAGUGUCUGACACCGCAUGAAGAAUCCAAAGCAAACGGUCAAGAAUGCUACUCACAGUUAUACCGUCCUCCAUACAGUCAGUAUAAACAAGAAGAACAUAGAUUAGAAUUCCACAAUGACAAUUAUUUCUCUCGGAGUUAUCCAAGAAGUGAUUUGUCCAUGUCACCGAUGAAUAAUUUCUCAAUUUAUGAGGUGACCAUAUCCAGUUCAUCACAAGAAGAUGACGAUGAUGAUGAUAAUGAUAACUGUGAACGUGACUUCAAUAAUCAGACACCAAUACUGUCAUCAUACUGA
Molecule: messenger RNA, 5262 nt
Organism: Trichobilharzia szidati
Lineage: Eukaryota; Metazoa; Platyhelminthes; Trematoda; Strigeidida; Schistosomatidae
Source: the annotation of a GenBank genome assembly